AAUGCGGGGCUCCCCGGGCGCGGGCCCGGCCAAUCAGAGCGCCGUCUGCCUCCCCUGGCCAAUGGCAGGCGCCACAUUGUUGUCCAAUUCUGUCUAAUGGAGCCCUAAGGAGCAACAAUAGAGCAGGCGAGCCGCUCAUUGAGAGUCUGGCAGCGCCCGGCAACUGGGGCCCGGUUGUGCGCAGCUUUCGGCGCGCUCCGAGAGGGGACGCCGCGCGGCGAGGGCCGGGUCGAGGGUUCCAGCUAGCAGAUCCCUAAACGGUCCCCUGGCUCCGAUUUCCGACGGAAGGGUUGGACAGCGCAGCGUUCUGAGGGGGUCCGGAAGUUCGGACAUGGUGACUGAAGGAGGGUGACGUGGUCAGAUAAGGGGCCAGGGGGCAAGGGGAAGAGGCCGAGAGCGCCAGCGUCGCGAGCGGAGCUGGGAGGCGCGUGCAGCGCCAGCGGAGGAGGAUCCCCCAGCCCACGGCAGGUUCUGCCAUGGAACUGCGCUCCGAGCUGCCCAGCGUACCCGGCGCGGCGACGGCGGCGGCGACAGCGACCGGGCCGCCCGUGGCUUCGGUGGCGUCGGUGGCGGCGGCGGCGGCGGCCGCCGCUUCGCUACCGGUGAGCGUGGCGGGCGGCUUGCUGCGGGCGCCGCCGCUCUUGUUGCGGGCUGCGGAGAAGUACCCGCGGACGCCCAAGUGCGCGCGCUGCCGCAACCACGGCGUGGUGUCUGCGCUCAAGGGCCACAAGCGCUAUUGCCGCUGGAAGGACUGCCUGUGCGCCAAGUGCACGCUCAUCGCCGAGCGCCAGCGCGUCAUGGCGGCGCAGGUGGCGCUGCGCAGGCAGCAGGCGCAGGAAGAGAACGAGGCGCGCGAGUUACAGCUGCUCUAUGGCACGGCUGAGGGCCUGGCGCUGGCCGCCGCCAACGGCAUCAUCCCGCCCCGACCCGCCUACGAGGUCUUCGGCUCUGUGUGCGCCACCGACGGCGGCGGGCCGGGAGCCGGAGCGACCGCAGGGACCGGAGGCGGCGCGGCGGGCGCGGGGAGCUCAGAGGCCAAGUUACAGAAGUUUGACCUAUUCCCCAAGACGCUGCUUCAGGCAGGCCGCCCAGGCAGCCCGCAGCCGCCGCCGGGAAAGCCCUUAUCACCCGACGGCGCGGACUCGGGUCCUGGGACAUCGUCCCCAGAGGUGCGGCCGGGCUCUGGCUCAGAAAACGGCGACGGCGAGUCCUUUUCGGGGUCACCCCUGGCCCGGGCCUCCAAGGAGGCGGGCGGCAGCUGCCCGGGCAGCGCUGGCCCCGGAGGUGGCGGCGAGGAGGACAGCCCCGGAUCCGCCAGCCCUCUGGGCUCAGAAUCUGGUUCGGAGGCCGACAAAGAAGAGGCAGAGGCUAUGCCCCCGCCAGGGCUGGGCGGAGGCCCGGGUCCACGACAGCGGACGCCGCUGGACAUCUUGACCCGUGUCUUCCCGGGGCACCGGCGGGGCGUCCUGGAGCUGGUGUUGCAGGGCUGCGGCGGCGACGUGGUGCAGGCCAUAGAGCAGGUGCUGAACCACCACCGCGGGGGCCUGGCCGCCAGCCUCGGCCCCGCCGCGCCCCCUGACAAAGCCGCGGUGGGGGCAGUAGCGGCAGCGGACGACUCGUGGCCAGGCCGCGUCGACGCCGCUGCCGCCGGGGGGCCUGGGCUGCCCUCACCGCUGCAGGCGGGCCCCGCCGCACCUCCGCAUCACAGACCUUUGCUGGCCGGUGCCAUGGCGCCCGGGGCGCUGGGCUCGCUGAGCAGCCGCUCGGCCUUCUCGCCGCUGCAGCCAAACGCCAGUCACUUCGGUGCCGACGCAGGCGCCUACCCGCUGGGCGCGCCCCUCGGCCUCAGCCCCCUGCGCCUGGCCUACUCGGCAGCGGCGGCGCACAGCCGCGGCCUGGCCUUCAUGGCACCGUAUUCCACCGCCGGCCUGGUGCCCACGCUCGGCUUCCGCCCGCCGAUGGACUACGCCUUCAGCGACCUCAUGCGCGACCGCUCGGCCGCCGCCGCUGCUGUGCACAAGGAGCCAACCUACGGUGGCGGCCUGUACGGGCCUAUGGUCAAUGGCGCCCCUGAGAAGCAGUAGGGCGAGGGGCCUGGCAGCCUGGCGGCCCCCAAACGGGGACCCCAGCCUUGUCCCCGCGGGCCGCCAGCCCCUCUUCGCUAUCUGCGCCCUGGCUGGGGUCCUCUCGCUCCAAGGUGGUUUUGCGGUUUUGUUUUGGACGGUGGGUGGGGAGAUCUGAGCCAAGGGGGGUAGCUUCAGAGGCAGAUAUUCUCGGAGGGGGUGCGCGACCCGAUCCUUGUCCCCCAACCCCUCCUCAUCAAGGCUCCCCAGCCCUUCAAAAGGAAUUCUUGAAAAUUCAGAGGCUGCAGCCGCUAUCUCCUGCCUCUCCUGUUACUGUGCUCAACUCACCUGCCCACGCUCUCAAAUGGAUGGCAGGAUAGUCUGAGAGUCUGUCUUCUAUGUCUCCCCCUCCUUUAAAAAUUUUUAAAUAUUCGCUCUAACAAAUAUAAAUUUAGGAUGUAUAAAUCUCUUGGCACUGAGUCGAGUCUUUGGGACACAUAUAUAUUGUUAUCAAUUG
This is a messenger RNA of Phacochoerus africanus (Common warthog), 2580 nucleotides long. RefSeq names its product DMRT like family A2 (gene DMRTA2). Gene Ontology annotation, cellular component: nucleus. The coding region runs from base 477 to 2084 and encodes 535 amino acids. Gene Ontology annotation, molecular function: protein binding; RNA polymerase II cis-regulatory region sequence-specific DNA binding; DNA-binding transcription factor activity, RNA polymerase II-specific. The record is from RefSeq and is a predicted model, not a curated record. Gene Ontology annotation, biological process: sex differentiation; germ cell development; regulation of transcription by RNA polymerase II. Lineage: Eukaryota; Metazoa; Chordata; Mammalia; Artiodactyla; Suidae. The transcript is spliced from 3 exons.